Messenger RNA from Telopea speciosissima, 2195 nucleotides. RefSeq names its product proteinaceous RNase P 1, chloroplastic/mitochondrial. Gene Ontology annotation, biological process: tRNA 5'-leader removal. The record is from RefSeq and is a predicted model, not a curated record. Bases 126 to 1895 code for a protein of 589 amino acids. The transcript has 6 exons. Gene Ontology annotation, molecular function: ribonuclease P activity; protein binding. NCBI's taxonomy places the organism in Eukaryota, Viridiplantae, Streptophyta, Magnoliopsida, Proteales, Proteaceae.
GUUGGAAGGUAGAACUUGAAGAAGGAAGAAGCAGCAAUAACGUUCCAUGUUCAAAUCUUACAGGACUAGGCUUGGAUCAGCUGAAAUUGAAUAUUGUUUUCUCAACCAGAGGAAAACCAGCAGCAAUGCUCUUCGCAAGCUCUAUCGCUGUCACGCCUUCACUGACUAGGAACCACUUCCUUUUCACCUUCUUGACCAAGAUUCCAUCACUCUUAUUCGGUUACAGCAGUAAUGUCCAUCGUCAUCUUCUCCAUUACCCCUCUCUCAAACACCUCAACAGAGACAGCAAUAGGUUCUCCAUGAACAAAUCAACACGUCUCUGCUCAACAGCGCUCUCUGCAAUAGCCCCCAUUCAUGAAUCCUCAACAACAACCAAGGCUGAAGUUUCCAACAAAUCAAAGCGGAAAGCCUAUCGAGAAUCUCCCGAAGGUAUGCUUCGACACAAGCUCGAUAUGUGUUCGAAGCACGGUGACCUCGCCGAAGCCCUUUGGCUCUAUGAUGAUGCUCGGAGUAAAGGUAUCCCACUUAAGCAACACCAUUACAACGUUCUGCUCUACCUUUGCUCUUCUUCUUCUCAAUCUAAGCUUGAAUCGGAGAGUGGCGGAAAAAAUGAGAACAGCUUGAAUUUGGGUUUAAGAAGGGGUUUGGAGAUUUUUCAGCAAAUGGGUAUCGAUAAAAUUGCUCCAAAUGAGGCUACGUUUACUAGUGUAGCGAGAUUGGCUGUGGCUAUGGAAGACCCAGAUAUGGCUUUUGAUAUGGUGAAGAGGAUGAUGAGUUGUGAAAUCCCACCGAGGUUGAGGUCAUAUGGGCCGGCAUUAUUUGGGUUCUGUGAGAAGGGAGAGGCAGAUAAGGCUUAUGAGGUUGAUGCUCACAUGGCAUCGUCUGGGGUGUCACCAGAGGAGCCAGAGCUUGCUGCGUUGCUAGGGCUUAGUUCAGAUGUAGCCAGAGGGGAUAGGGUUUAUGAGAUGUUGCACAGACUGAGAACCACAGUGAGGCAAGUGUCAGAAUCGACGGCUGAAACUGUUGAGAGGUGGUUUAAUUCUGAUGCGGCUGCAGAUGUAGGGAAGGAGAAUUGGGAGGUGAACAAGGUGAAAGAAGCAAUUACGAAGGGUGGAGGAGGGUGGCAUGGGCAGGGGUGGUUGGGGAAAGGGAAAUGGAAAGUUGAGAGAACUGAGAUGGAUGAGACUGGUGUGUGUCGUAUUUGUGGAGAGCAGUUGGUUUGUAUAGAUAUUGAUCCAUUGGAGACACAGAAUUUUGCCACCUCAUUAUCCAGCUUAGCUUGCAAGAGGGAGGUUAAGGCUGAUUUCAAUGGCUUUCAGGAGUGGCUUCGCCGGCAUGAUCCAUAUGAUGCUGUCAUAGAUGGUGCCAAUGUGGGACUUAUCAAUCAGCACGAUUUCAGCUUUUUUCAGCUGAAUUCUAUUGUAAAUGAAAUGCGUGAAAUGAGUCCAUCAAAAAGGCUACCUCUUAUUGUUUUGCAUCAUCGUCGUGUGCAUGGUGGUUCUGCCGAGAACCCAAGAAAUAAGAAGCUGAUACAAAGCUGGAAAAAGUCUGGUGCACUCUAUGCGACACCUGCUGGUUCAAAUGAUGAUUGGUACUGGUUGUAUGCCGCUGUGAGUUGUAAGUGUCUGCUGGUUACAAAUGAUGAGAUGAGGGACCAUUUGUUCCAACUGCUAGGGACUAGCUUCUUCCCAAGAUGGAAAGAAAAGCACCAGGUUCGUCUUACGGUGUCCAGACGUGGACCCACACUUCACAUGCCCCCACCAUAUUCAAUUGUUAUACAGGAAUCAGAGAGGGGCAGUUGGCAUGUACCAACGGUCACUGGUGAUGAUAUUGAAACCCCAAGGAAGUGGGUGUGUGCCACCAGGGCACCAUCAAACACUCUCUCAUCGCAAUGACAUGCCUUGGAAAAUGUUAGAUUGCUCUUGGUCAAACAAAAAGAAUUGUGUAAUUUGGUUGUGUGAGAACUGUAAAUUGAAUGUGGGGUAGGGAAGCUCGGUGGUUAUUUGAGUUCAGAUCUGAUUUCUUUUUAAUGGUAUAUUCAGCUUAGGAGAAAUGACAGGACAUUCAAGGAAAAUUGGUGGAUGGAAGAGUAGAUUCUGAUUCAUACUUCCCCAUGGGGGGUAGUGAUCUGCAAUGCUACUGUGUACCUUUUCUAACAGGCUUGUGGGAUUUUAGACCCAAAUGCUCAUUUUAGC